AUGUUGGCGAGCCGUCCGGAGCGUGUUCCCGGGUGUGGACCUGAAGGGCUGCAGUUUUCACUGGGCCCAAGCUGUGUUGCGGAAUACAUCCGGAAGUUGAUGGCGUUGCCGUUCCUCCCGUCGCCUCAGAUUUACGACGCCUUUGUGAAGCUGAAGCGUCUGGCCAACACCCCAGAGCUGACUCAGCUGGUCGAUUACCUCGACAGAUACUGGUUCAGGAGCGGUGUCUGGUCGACUGCGAACUGGUGCGUCCAUCGACAGUCCGUCCGCACCAACAACGACGUAGAGGGUUGGCAUCGCAGGAUCAACACCAAGGCUCGCCGGGCGAACCUCCCGUUCUACAUGCUCGUCCCAUUGCUUCACCAGGAAGGCCGCCUCGUCACCCUCCAGAUGAGGCUGGUAGCCGAGCAGGCCCUGCGUCGCCAGCAGACUACAGUGUACCGCCGCAUCCAGGGGAGGAUCCAGACGUUGUUGGACCAGGUAUGUAAAACUUAUUGA
This is a messenger RNA of Pecten maximus, 498 nucleotides long. RefSeq lists its product as uncharacterized. Bases 1 to 498 code for a protein of 165 amino acids. The transcript has 4 exons. Lineage: Eukaryota; Metazoa; Mollusca; Bivalvia; Pectinida; Pectinidae. The record is from RefSeq and is a predicted model, not a curated record.